This is a messenger RNA of Cynara cardunculus var. scolymus (artichoke), 2406 nucleotides long. RefSeq names its product actin-interacting protein 1-2-like. Gene Ontology annotation, cellular component: cortical actin cytoskeleton. Gene Ontology annotation, biological process: actin filament depolymerization; positive regulation of actin filament depolymerization. The transcript is spliced from 6 exons. Bases 96 to 1922 code for a protein of 608 amino acids. Gene Ontology annotation, molecular function: actin filament binding. NCBI's taxonomy places the organism in Eukaryota, Viridiplantae, Streptophyta, Magnoliopsida, Asterales, Asteraceae. The record is from RefSeq and is a predicted model, not a curated record.
AUAAUUUCCCCCAACUUCCCUGCAAAAAGUUCCAUUCCUUACCUCCUUCAAUCAUCUCUUUCACAUCCCAAACAAUCUGAAAAAACUAAUCAAGAAUGGCGGAACUCAUAGAGACGUAUGCCUGUAUCCCAUCCACGGAGCGUGGCCGAGGAAUAUUAGUAUCCGGUGAUGCCAAAAUGAAUGCAUUUCUUUACUGUAAUGGCCGAUCGGUGAUUAUACGGUACCUCGAUAGACCAUUGGAGGUCGAGGUGUAUGCGGAACACGCUUAUCAGACCACCGUGGCGAGGUUCUCGCCUAACGGGGAGUGGAUCGCCUCGGCUGACGUGUCCGGAACUGUUAGGAUCUGGGGUACCCACAAUGGAUUUGUGUUGAAGAAUGAGUUUCGGGUUUUGUCUGGUCGGAUUGAUGAUCUUCAGUGGUCCGCUGAUGGGAUGAGGAUCGUGGCUUCGGGUGAUGGCAAGGGCAAGUCGUUCAUUCGAGCUUUCAUGUGGGAUUCUGGUAGCAAUGUCGGAGAAUUUGACGGGCAUUCAAGGAGAGUUCUAAGUUGUGCAUUCAAGCCGACAAGACCAUUCCGUAUAGUCUCUUGUGGAGAGGACUUCUUGGUGAACUUCUAUGAAGGACCGCCUUUUAAGUUCAAGCAGUCACAUAGGGAUCACUCGAAUUUUGUCAACUGUGUAAGAUUCGCGCCUGAUGGCAGCAAAUUCAUCACUGUUAGCUCUGACAAAAGGGGGCUGUUAUAUGAUGGAAAAACUGCAGAACAAAAGGGAGAGUUGUCUUCAGAGGAUGCCCACAAAGGUAGCAUAUAUGCUGUUAGCUGGAGUCCCGAUAGUAAGCAGGUCGUAACUGCAUCAGCUGAUAAGACUGCCAAGAUAUGGACAAUAUCAGAUGAUUUUAAUGGGACUGUUGCAAAAACCUUAUGCCCAGGCUCUGGUGGUGUCGAGGACAUGCUAGUCGGGUGUCUCUGGCAAAAUGAUCAUAUAGUUACUGUUUCUCUUGGUGGCACCAUAUAUUUAUAUUCUGCAAGUGAUCUUGAUCAAGACCCGGUGAUUCUGUGCGGACACAUGAAGAAUGUUAAUUCCCUAGUAGUGCUUAAAACCAGCCCGGAGACUAUUUUGUCUAGCAGCUAUGAUGGAUUCAUAUUCAAGUGGAUUCGAGGGGUUGGCUUUGCUGGUAAGUUAGAGAGGCCGGAUAAAAAUCAAAUCAAGUGUCUUGCUGCUGUCGACGAGGAGAUCAUAUCAUCUGGAUUCGACAAUAAGGUGUGGAGGAUUCCUCUAACAGGAGAUGAAUGUGGAGAGGCAAAUAUUGUUGACAUUGGCAGCCAACCAAAGGACUUGAGCCUGGCUAUUCGUGACCAUGAACUUGCAUUGAUUUCAAUCGAGUCAGGUGUUGUCCUCCUCCGUGGUACACAAGUUUUGUCAACCAUUAACCUAGGGUUUACUGUGACUGCAUGUUCACUUGCGCCUGAUGGAACUGAAGCCAUUGUGGGUGGGCAAGAUGGUAAAUUGCACAUAUAUUCAGUCAAGGGGGAUUCUCUUACAGAAGAAGCUGUUCUUGAAAAGCAUCGAGGUGCUAUUACCGUAAUUCGUUACUCUCCUGAUGUUUCUAUGAUCGCCUCGGGUGAUGCCAAUAGAGAAGCUGUUGUAUGGGAUCGCGACUCCAGAGAGAUAAAGCUUAAGAACAUGCUAUACCACACGGCUCGCAUCAACAGUCUAGCUUGGUCACCCGAUAACACCAUGGUUGCAACCGGAUCUCUGGAUACAUGUGUUAUCGUAUAUGAAAUAAGCAAGCCAGCCGCAAGCCGUACAACUGUAAAGGGUGCUAACCUGGGUGGGGUUUAUGCAGUCUCCUUCGUUGAUCAAAACACCGUGGUGAGUUCUGGUGAGGAUGCCUGUAUUCGUUUAUGGAAGAUAACUCCACAAUAAACAAGGGAUCAAAAGGCGCAAGGAUUUCUUGAAUCUGCUAUAUCUUUUCCUUUUUGUGAAGCUGGUUUGUAAUUGCGAUUUGGGUGCAGAGAAUGCAGUUCAGUAGGCCGAGGUUUUGGUAGUUGUUAAUAGUGAUAUUUUCUUGUGAGCUUAAAGUACGGUUUUUGUGGCCACCAGAACCGUAUUUUGUUAAGUUUUAAGGGAAACAGAGCAUUGGGUCAAAAGGUAACGUGGAUAUGAGGUAGAUGGUUGUUGAAAGCGGGUAUCACUAGACCAUCAAAAUAUGGCGUUAAAACGGAUGGUUAUCUUGUUUCUGAUUUAUCAUAUGUAAUAAUCGUGUAUACGAUGUGUUUUUUCCAUGGUGUAAUAACUUUUGGAGUUGCAGUUGUUCUAUUUAUAUCUGGUUUGAUUCCCAGAUGGUUAAAAUCAGCGUCCACUUGUUUUCAUUUUGAGAAGUUGAAGUUGGUUAUUGGGUCUUCAAAAA